CUAGUGUCCUAGUCCUUCUAUGUCUCUCACUUUCUCACUUUCUCAAUCUCAUUCCUUUAUUCACGCCGGUCUCAUUUUAUAGUUUUUAACACUUUUUUUUUCUUCUUUUUCUCUUCAAUCUAAAACAACAAAGAAAAAACAGAAACCAAAACUUUCCCACUUCAGCUAAGUCCAUUCCAUCACCAUUGAUAGAACUAAACAACAAAAACCAAUUAGCUUUCCAUCGCUUUCUCUCUUCCAUUCCAAAGAAGAAUAGAAAAGAAAAUGUCUGAAUUUUCUAUGGCAAGAGCCAAGAGAAGUGGAUUACCUAGUUUUCUUCUUUCUGACCUCUUCAAGUUUUGUUUCUUUGCUCUCUCACACCCUCUUUACUUCUCUUACUUCAUCUUCUUCUCACCAUAUCUCUUCAAGAUUUUUUCUUUUCUUUCUCCACUUUUCAUCACCACAACUCUUCUCCUUCUUGCUUUCCUCACUACUCUCUCUCCUGGUUUUGUCCAAGAAAAUGAUGGUGCUGAUGAUUUGUCUGAACACAAGGCUGGUUUUCUCACUUUCACUUACCAAGCUGUCUUGGAGAGAUUGAGUUCUAAAGUGGAUGACAAUGAAGAAGAAUUUCAGCAUUUUGAGGAGCUUGAUGAGGUUUUCAAAAUUGUGUUCGAGACAUCUACAUUGGAAAGUGUUGGAGAAAACCCUGCUGAUCUUUUGGAGGAGGUUGUGAAAGAAACUUGCUUGGAGGCCUAUGAAACUCCGGUGGACAAGUGUUCAAUUCUCGAGUUAAACAAAGAAGAUGAAGAAGAAGAAGAAGAUCGUUAUGUCGAUUUCGAGAAAACCCCAGUUGAGAUUACUCAGAAGGAGUUGGUGAAAUGGUGUUUGGAAGAAGAGAAAGAGUUGGAAAAAUUUUCAUACAAAAAUGAAGACAAAGAAGUCAAGCCUUGGAGGGGUGUUGAGUCAGAUAAAGUUGAUCCAAAACCAGAAGAAAAAGAAGAUGAAGAAGAAGAAGAUCGUUAUGUCGAUUUCGAGAAAACCCCAGUUGAGAUUACUCAGAAGGAGAUGGUGGAGCCAACUAUGGGAGUAGAGACUACACUGAAAUGGUGUUUGGAAGAAGAGACAGAGUUGGAAAAAUUGUCAUACAAAAAUGAAGACAAAGAAGUCAAUCCUUGGGGUGUUGAGUCAGAUAAAGUUGAUCCAAAACCAGAAGAAAAAGAAGAACAGUUCACAAGAAACGAAUCCAAGAACAUAAGUACUGCUACUGCUAACAACUAUUUUGCAGGUCCUGACCAUGAUUUUGAUGAUCAAAACUCAUUGAAAACUAAUGUGGAGGAAGAGGAUUCUCAAACAUUGGCUACCAAUCUUGGAAGUUUUGGUUCAUUGAGGAGAGAAAAAGAGUGGAGAAGAACUUUGGCUUGUAAACUCUUUGAGGAGAGACACAAUGUGGAUGGAGGAGGGGAAGGCAUGGACAUGCUUUGGGAGACAUAUGAGGCUGAAUCAGACAAGAAAAUUCAGGCCAAGAACAGCAUAGUAAAGAAGCAUGGAAAGAAAGGUGUGCUUGAGUACAGUGAUGAUGAUGAUGAUGAUGAGUAUGAAGAUGAGACAGAUGGGCCAUUAUGCUGUUUACAGGCCUUGAAAUUCUCAGCAGGGAAGAUGAAUUUAGGCAUGGGAAGGCCUAAUCUUGUCAAGAUCUCCAAGGCAUUGAAAGGAAUGGGAUGGCUCACCAGGCAUGGCAAGAAGAAGAGCAAUUGAGUCAAAUUUUUUCUUUUUUUCUUUCUUUCUUUUUUUUUUUCUUUCCCUUUUUUCUUUCUCUUUUUCUUUUGUUAUGUUUAAAGCAGAUAAAUGGCAUAGCAAAAUGUGUAUCUUGGUUGAAGAUUAUGAGUAAAUAUGUCUCUUUAAAUUUA
Humulus lupulus (European hop) is the source of this 1886-nucleotide messenger RNA. RefSeq lists its product as uncharacterized. The transcript has a single exon. The record is from RefSeq and is a predicted model, not a curated record. NCBI's taxonomy places the organism in Eukaryota, Viridiplantae, Streptophyta, Magnoliopsida, Rosales, Cannabaceae. Bases 265 to 1734 code for a protein of 489 amino acids.